GAGCAGCUGUAAAAGCGGCAGCCAUUUUUAACGGAUCCUUUCUAACCUGGACCUGGAAGCUUGAACUGCUGCAGUCUGUGAUUCGCUAACCUGUUAAAGAUGUGCAGGCAACCAGAGGACAACAACUUGUGGGACGAUCAUCUGGAAGUUCCUGACGCGGCGCUUCCAGUUGAUCCUGACCCGGAGCCCCAGCUCUGGAUAGAGGAUGAGGGUAAUUUAAAUCUGUUUACUAUGACAGUAGCGUACCCCGUUCUCAGUGAGGAUGGUAAUGAGGAGGUAGAAUUCAGAGAAAUAGUGGUGGAGUUAGAGUAUGAUGAGGAGCAGGUAGACAUAGAAGCGUUGGUGCUGGAGUGUAACGAGGAGGGAGAGAUCGUAGGCAUGGACUUGGUGCGGAGGCAGGAGGUAGACGUAAUAGUGGAGGAGGAGGAUGAGGAGGAGUUAGAUACUUAUGAUGAUAAUUUUAGGGCAGUUUUUGGUGAGUCUCCUGACACCACAACCUCUGAGGAAGAAGAUCAUGAUGAAGACGAUGGCCACCUUCCCCAACAUCUUCAGUUCACCCAGAGGAUUCCCUCCGACUUCAGCCUUCCAUGGAACCACGAGGAGGCAGAGGAGUCCCUGGAGUGCCCAGAAGACCGCGUCUCCAGGAGGAGAAGAAGAGAGGAAGACCAUGAAGAGGAGCUCCCUGCGAAGAGGCCUUGUCGUGACAGGGAUGUUUAGGAGGACGAAUUUCACCUAGAUAUAAUUUAUUGUUUGUUUUCAUAUCUGGCAGGUCUAGGGAUGCCUUAGGUAGCGUCUUGCACCGUGGCUUUUCUUUACCCCGCUGCUAGAUUU
This is a messenger RNA of Cyprinodon tularosa, 831 nucleotides long. RefSeq lists its product as uncharacterized. The record is from RefSeq and is a predicted model, not a curated record. Lineage: Eukaryota; Metazoa; Chordata; Actinopteri; Cyprinodontiformes; Cyprinodontidae. The coding region runs from base 100 to 717 and encodes 205 amino acids. The transcript is spliced from 2 exons.